AUGCCUCCGUGGUUUGGGCCCUACUGUGUGCCAGGUCUGAAGGUUCUCCAUGCUGACUUCCUGAGAAAGGAUGCCAUUCCUCACCACACGUUGCAGUUCCAGAUGUGCAAACUCUGCUCUGUCAGAACGGUCUCCAUUCUCUUCAGCCAAGACGAGAUAAGUACCUACUAUGUUCUGGGCCGAGGGCCCCCUGCUCAGCAUGGACGACAGGACGUCACGGUCCCCAACAUCAGGCUGAAUCUUGGUGUUUCCAACAACAUCGUGAUGGAGCUGGACCCGAGAUCAUCAGACAGACGUCCCUGGCAGGCAGCCAUUCACAAUGAGUCCGGUGUGGAGGUGAGGGCCCCCAGGCUGUUGCGUCAAGGUGGUGGUCGGCAGCCCCCGCAGGCUGUUGUAGGCAAGUACCACCUGCCAGUGAAAAGUGGAAACAAGCAUAUCUUCAAGUCUGAAGAAAAUAUGUUGUACAGGUUUCUUUUCAACCCAUGGUGUAAGCAGCUGAGAGCAUUGGGCAUCCCAGCACGCAGCAUGACCGCCUACGAUUCAGCCCAUGACACUGAAAAUAGCCUCAUGGUAGACACCUACCUGAAUGAGCCAGGGUCCCCUGAGGAGAGGGAGGUCAUGGACCAUGCCUUAUCCCUCCGCAGUUAUGAGAGCGAGUACAGACUACCCCAAAAAGAGGACCUUCUUUAGAUGUAUGUCCACGCAGAUCCUGUGCUGCUGGGAAACCCUAUCAAGUUCACCAUCACUCUCAAAAGAAAGACAGCUACCAAAGACUGUCACAUCUCGGGCUCCCUUGAACUGCAGACAUACAUGGGCAAAAACGCCACCAGCCUGGGCAUCCUUCAUAAGACCACGCAGAGGCAAGGUCAAGCAUCUGAAGAGACUCUGCCCUUGGACUCCAAUACCUACAUGGGCAGCCUGUUUGAUGAUGAACCAAUCAUCAAAAGUUUCAUAAUUGCAGGAAUUCUAGAGUCCAAGGAAACGACCGCCUCUCAGGAGUUUGCAUCUUUCCAGUACCCUGAGCUCCCCGUAGAGCUGCCUGACGCAGGCAGAAGUGGCCAGCCACUUAUCGGUACUUACAUAUUCUAAAAUGCCCUGCACAUCCCUUUGACAGACACCAAGUCCUCUGUGGAAAGCCUGGGCGUCUCCCCGCUGCAGACCAUUGACCAAGGGACAGUGAAGCCAGGUGAGACCAUUAGAUUCCAAAUAAAAGGCAUCCCAACAAUAGCUGGACUUGAGAAAUUUAUCAAGUUUAGUUCCAAUCAGGUGAAAGAGCUUCAUGCUGAGAAGACUGUUCUCAUCACAACUAGCCUUUGCCUGAUGCCUUGGAAAGAGGCAGCAUUGGGAGUGAUCGGAGAGCAGCCCUCUCCCUCAUACCAGGCAGGCCCAUCCCAGGCCCUUGCCCUGCUGAGCACUCCCAGCUCAUGCGCGUCCACCCCCAUCUCCAACCUGGUCCAACGUGGGGAGAGGGAGGAGGGGUCAGAGGAUGGCAAGGCCAAGGGGGUGGUGUGA
Molecule: messenger RNA, 1512 nt
Organism: Balaenoptera ricei (Rice's whale)
Lineage: Eukaryota; Metazoa; Chordata; Mammalia; Artiodactyla; Balaenopteridae
Gene: TGM4
Product: transglutaminase 4
Biological process (GO): peptide cross-linking
Molecular function (GO): protein-glutamine gamma-glutamyltransferase activity
Source: RefSeq, a predicted model, not a curated record